This is a messenger RNA of Rotaria sp. Silwood1, 1893 nucleotides long. NCBI's taxonomy places the organism in Eukaryota, Metazoa, Rotifera, Eurotatoria, Philodinida, Philodinidae. The record is from the annotation of a GenBank genome assembly.
AUGGAUGUGUUUCUUCAUGAUCUCAAUCAAGCUUACAGUACAGAUCAAAUCACUACAGAUUAUAAUUCUCUUCUGCGUUAUCUUGAUUAUGCUAUGAUUGAACAACAAAUGCCAAUGACUGCUGCAAGUAUGUUUUGGCGAGACACGCUUCAUGACUGUAAUCUGGAUCAAGCUCUACCGUUGCCAUUUGAUCGAUAUCGUCUUUCUGAUGAACAUCGAACUGGUCGUGGAGUAUCUUUCUCUUUCGAUUUUGGUGAAGACAUUUCUCAUGAUUUUCUUUCUUAUUCAUUAUCGAAUGAUAUAACAGUUGAACAACUGGCACUUGCUAGUUAUUAUAUCUUUUUGUUCAAAUUGACUAAUGGAGAAAGUGAUUUAUGUAUUGGAAUGAACACACAUGGAAGAUAUAAAGAAGAGUUGAUGUCAGUGAUUGGAAUGUUCGUCAAUAAUAUUCCUUUACGAUGUCAACUAGAUCCUCAUUGGUCUUUUCAUCAGCUAGCUGAGCAUGUUAAAGAGAUAAUUACAGGCAGCUUAAUGUAUUCAUAUUUUCCUCUUCAACGAAUCCUCACUCAACAUCCAAAUGCUACAAAACCUGCAUUUCUUGAUACAUCAUUUGAAUUUCAAUCACAUACGUGUAAAACUGGUAGGAACGAAGUAAUGAUUGGAAAUGCCCGACUUGUUGCUGCGCCCAUCUCACUUAAAAUUCAUGCAGGUGAAAUAAUGAGCAAGUUCGAUUUCGUUCUUACUAUUCAACAUGAUUUGGAUACUGAUCAAUUUUCAUGCACAAUCAAUGCAUCACUUGACUUAUUUGAUAGAAAAACAGCUAAUAUGAUUGCACAACGAUUUCAUUCAAUGUUACAACAACUGUUUAACGUAACACAUGUACAGAUGAAGAAGCCAAUUUAUGAGUUCUCAUUAAUAUUACCAGAUGAAAAAGUGCUUAUGAAAUCAAUGAAUAAUACUCAAUUAUUAUUUCCUUCUGCGAGUUGUAUUCAUGAUGAAUUUGUUCGUCAAGUGAUGAAACAACCGCAAAAAAUAGCUGUCGAGCUGGAUGAUCAGUCUCUCACAUAUUCUGAACUUUUAUAUUAUGUUCAAGUAUUAUCUUUGAAUCUUUUGAAUGAACAAUGUGUGAUUGUAGGUGAUAUUGUUUGUCAAUUUGUAGAGAGAAGUAUAUCAAUGGUGAUUGGUAUGAUGGCGAUUGAGAUGAUUGGUGGUGUUUACUGUCCAUUAUCACCUCGAGAUCCAAAACAUCGUUUGCAUGCACUGUUACAACAAAUUCAAAGCGGACUUGUUCUUGUUCAUUAUCUAACAAAAAAUAAAUUCAAAGAUAAUUUUAUUUCACUUGACAUAGAUUCAGUUUUGAUUGACAAUGAACUGGAAACUGAUGUUGAUGUUAAUCGACUAUCGAGUGUCAAUGUAACAGUCCAGAAUGUAGCCUACGCUAUAUUCACAAGUGGUUCAACUGGAACACCGAAAGUGGUUAGUCAUUGCUCACAUUAUUGCUUCAAAUGAUAUGAGUAUUGUAUUUGUUGCAGGCUCGUAUUCGACAUCGAACCUUUAGUGAAUGCAUGCGUUCUUCGACUUAUAUAGGUAGAUUCAAUGAGAAGGAUACAAUUGUACAGAUGGCACGUUGUUCAUUCGAUGCUCAUGUGUUACAUAUACUUGGUGUAUUGAUGAUUGGCGCGACAACAGUGAUGCUUCAUCCACAAGGACUACUUGAUUUUGAAUAUCUCUCCACAGUGCUUAGAAAGAAACAAAUUACAUAUAUAAGCACUGUACCGAGUAUUUUUCGUAACUUUUUUGCUUUUUUCCAAGGGUAUAACGUUCGGGAAGCUGUGAAAUACCUCAGAUCAGUAUGUUGCGUUGGUGUGUAUAUUUUAAAUCAAUUUUUUAUUA